Egretta garzetta (little egret) is the source of this 6142-nucleotide messenger RNA. RefSeq names its product solute carrier family 44 member 1 (gene SLC44A1). The transcript is spliced from 16 exons. Gene Ontology annotation, molecular function: choline transmembrane transporter activity. NCBI's taxonomy places the organism in Eukaryota, Metazoa, Chordata, Aves, Pelecaniformes, Ardeidae. The coding region runs from base 1 to 2016 and encodes 671 amino acids. Gene Ontology annotation, biological process: choline transport; transmembrane transport. Gene Ontology annotation, cellular component: plasma membrane. The record is from RefSeq and is a predicted model, not a curated record.
AUGUCCUUUGGCAAGUAUGAAAAGCAGCCCACACUUGGGUCCAAGGCUGGGUGCAAGAGCUACAGAGCUGCACAAGGACACAGAGAACAUAGCUCCAAGCGAGAAUGGAAGCCUCUGGAGGACCACAGCUGCACAGAUGUACCAUGGCUGCUCUUAUUCAUCCUCUUCUGCAUAGGAAUGGGUUUUAUCUGUGGCUUUUCAAUAGCUACAGGAGCAGCUGCAAGACUGCUUUCGGGAUAUGACAGUUAUGGAAAUAUUUGUGGACAGAAAAAUGUCAAGGUGGAGGGAAUAGCCAACAGUGGUCUGGACCUCACACACAAGAAGUAUGUGUUCUUCUUGGAUCCAUGCAACAUAGAUCUAGUACAUCAGAAGAUCAAGUCUCUUGCUUUGUGUGUAUCAGCUUGCCCAAGGAAAGAGCUAAAAACUCUGGCUGAUAUCCAGAAAUUUGCAGAAACUAAUGGAUCCACUCUGUGUAGCUAUGAACUACAGCCAUCAGAAUACACUACAGACCCAAGGGCCGCCAAGUUAUGUCCUAAAUAUCCUGUUCCAGAGAGUGCACCUAUUCCAUUCUUCCAUCGCUGUGCUCCUGUGAACAUUUCCUGCUAUGCCAAGUUUGCAGAGGCCCUGAUCACCUUUGUCAGUGACAGUAGUGUCUUACACAGGCUGAUUAGUGGAGUUAUGACCAGCAAAGAGAUUAUAAUGGGACUUUGCUUGUUAUCACUAGUGUUGUCCAUGAUCUUGAUGGUUAUAAUCAGGUACAUUUCAAGAGUACUUGUCUGGAUUUUAACAAUUCUUGUCAUUCUGGGAUCACUCGGUGGUACAGGAGUCCUGUGGUGGCUCUAUGCUAAGCAACGAAUAUCUGCCAGUGCUGUUGAGACUCAAAUAGCCAAAGACAAUCUUCAGGCUCUUCUGAUCUAUGCCAUUUCAGCUACAGUCUUCACGGUUAUCUUGUUCUUGAUAAUGUUAAUUAUGCGCAAACGAGUAGCUCUCACCAUUGCCUUGUUCCACGUGGCCGGCAAGGUCUUCAUUCACCUGCCGCUGCUAGUCUUCCAGCCAUUUUGGACAUUCUUUGUGCUUAUACUCUUCUGGACAUACUGGAUCACAGUCCUGCUUUUCCUUGGUACUACAGGUACUCCUGUACCAAAUGAAGAAGGAUUUGUUGAAUUUCGCAUGGUAGGCCCUUUGAAGUAUAUGUGGUGGUACCAUGUAGUGGGCCUGAUCUGGAUCAGUGAGUUUAUCCUAGCCUGUCAGCAGAUGACAGUAGCAGGGGCUGUUGUGACAUACUAUUUUACAAGGGAGAAAAGGAAUCUGCCAUUUACUCCUAUUCUGGCAUCUGUUAAUCGCCUUGUUUGUUACCACCUAGGAACGGUGGCAAAGGGGUCUUUCAUUAUCACUCUGGUGAAGAUACCACGAAUGAUUCUUAUGUAUAUUCAUACACAACUCAAAGGAAAAGAGAAUGCUUGUGCUCGCUGCAUGCUCAAAGCCUGCAUCUGCUGCCUUUGGUGUCUAGAAAAGUGCCUGACCUACUUAAAUCAGAACGCAUAUACAGCCACAGCUAUCAACAGCACCAACUUCUGCACCUCAGCAAAGGAUGCCUUUAUUAUUCUAGUGGAAAACGCUUUGCGAGUGGCUGCCAUAAACACAGUUGGGGAUUUUAUGCUGUUUCUAGGAAAGGUCCUGAUUGUCUGCAGUACAGGUUUGGCUGGGAUUAUGUUGCUGAAUUACCAACGAGAUUACACCAUCUGGGUGCUGCCACUCAUCAUUGUCUGCCUCUUUGCAUUCCUGGUUGCUCACUGCUUCCUUUCCAUUUAUGAAAUGGUUGUUGAUGUCCUUUUCUUAUGUUUUGCCAUCGAUACAAAAUACAAUGAUGGGAGCUCUGGGAGGGAAUUCUACAUGGAUAAAGUUCUCAUGGAGUUUGUGGAGAACAGUAGGAAGUCUAUGAAAGAAGCAGGCCGGGGAGGUGGAGCUGAGGGCAGAGAGCUAAAACCAAUGGCCUCUGGAGCAAGUUCAUCUUGAAACUAGCCAGCCAUAUUGGAGCCCAUUGACAUUCCAAAACAGUAUAUAUAUACAUAUAUACAUACAUAUAUAUAUAUAUAUAUAAAUAAAGAGCCAAAAUCAGAGAAAAGGAACAGGGAUUUAAUACUUUUUUUAACAAUUAUUUUUGUGAAACAUGUACUCUUUUCAUACGGGUGGCUUUUACAAGCAGCUUUAUCAUUGUUCCAUUUUUUUAAAUUAUUCAUUGUGGUCAUGGAAAAGUUGAUUCUUAACUGCUUGAUAUUUUACAGUCUGGAGGAGGUAUCAUUGUAAAGAUAAUCUGAAAUGAUGACUGGGUUUAGACAGAUUUCCCAUGACACUGCUAAUCUGCUGAGUGUUUUACUUGUUUAGUUUGUUUAAAUUUGCAUUACAUUCAGGACAGUUACAUGUAAGGAAAACCUUCAAAUCAAGAAAAGUCUCAAAUUUAGUUUUUCAAAAGGUGGUUUCAGUGAGAGUUCAUUCAGUUCGGGUUUGUAAGCAGUCAUUUUACUUUACAGCCCUGCUGGGGCACAGUUUUGUUUAUCAGUAUCAGAUAUCACAAUAACCAACUCCUCAGGUAUUCAGGUGUGUGGGAGCCCUUGCAUCUCCUAUUAAACAGAAACUAGAAAAUGGGGACAGAUAAUUUUUAUAUGCAAUUAACUUCCUGUUUUACCCUGCUUACCCCUCUUACCUGUUGCCCUCUAUCCUCCCCUUGAGUUCAGUAGCCUCCUUCACACUUCAGCAGUGCUCCUUUGAAGGGUAUGGAUUCCCCAGAUGAGCAAGUGAAGUAACAGAUUGUUAAAGCUCAGUCUUAGCCAUACUCAUGAUUAAUUCGCGACUAGGUGUAACGAUGCUGAGGAUGGGAAGAGAAAUGAACUGUACUACUGUACAGAAAAGUACUGUAUGCUUCAUUUCAUUUAAUGCCGGAGAGCUUUGGGAGGUGAAGGGACCAUGCCUGUUUGUUUCAUCCAUAUUUGUAUGUACUGUAGUGGGUGGCUAAAACAGGAAAGGGCAGAGAAACAUUUCUUUGGAAGUGUAACUGCCAGGAUAGUUAUCUAAAGUUAUCAAAUAACGAUAAGAGAAUGUGCUUUUUUAUUAUUAUUAUUAGAUAUUUGCAUUUCUUUUCAGUCUGGAAGUUCACCAGAUAUGAAUGCUAAUAUUCAAUUCUUCAGCAUAUUGUAAUGGUAAAUGCUUAAAAGUGUAUUUGCUAAGAAUUCAUGAUCUGUCUAUGCUAUAUACUCCUUUUGUUACAAUUUUUUUAUGAAAACUAUUUUUGUUAAAGUAAAGUUAAUAUUUCAGAGCAGAAUUUUUAAACUUAUUGCACUAAGUAUAAGCUCUGUACAAAUAAAUAAUGCCUCAAUGGUUUGAUCACUCCAUUCAAGAAAAUCUUUCAAAAGAGAAAAGCCCUUCUACAGAAGCUUUGCGAUGAAGUGGAGAGGUAUGUCUACGUAGAGACAUGCGCAACUCGUGUUAUCAAGGUUUAAUAAGUGAUCUGUGCUUCCUUUCAGAGGAUCAGGCUUUUAAAUUGCUGUCAAAAGCUUAAAAAAAAAAAAAAAAAAAAAAAAAAAAAGUAGUAUCAUGUAGCUGACCAGUGCUCUUACCUUUUGGCGAUAGUGAAAUAUUUCACUUUUGCUUCUAGAAGUCAUUUGAUAACUUAAAUUUGUUUAGUUUUCUUUCAGUAAGCCAAUUAAAAGGAUUUAUUCUUUUCCUGUCACAGAAGCAAAACUAUAUGAAAGGUAUGAAAAUAAAAAUACAUUUAGAAAUUAUAUCUGCUGGGGAGGCAGGGAGACAGAAUUAUCCAAUCCUGCAAGCACUUAGACACUCAUUUAAGUGAACCAUAUUGGUAGCUCCGCCAACAUCAGGAGGGCUCUCUAAGCGUGGAAGUUGUAAGUUACACAUCUGUGUAAGUGCUAACUGGACUAGAGCUUCAACCUAGGGAUUCAAGCUGGAGCACUGGUGAGGCCUCUCAGUGCAAGUGUAGAGGUCAGACUAUCUAGAAGCAGCACUGGAGCAGCCUUAAAUUUGUGGAGAGGAGGCGUUCAUGCUGUACCAGUGGCUAAGGCAGCAGUGGCACUGAACACCGGUAUUUGUGUAGAUCAGUAGGGUUAUCAUGUACACAGUUGCUUCCAGAAAAAUUAAUUACCAUCUUGUGUGGAACUUAUUGGAGGUGCUUUGAUUGAAGCCUUGGAUUCUGCACAUUUUAACAACAAAUUUCUGCCAUGACCAGUUCCGCAAAUUUGUGUUUUUUGCUCACUGGAAGUCCUGGGUGGGGGCUUUUCUCUGCAAUUGCAACUACAACUGCAGUUGGAAACAAAUUUUGUAUUUUUGUAUGACUUGACUGUGCACCAUUUUUAUAGCAGUUUAUCCUGUUUUAAAAAGAAAUUUGCUUUAUUUACAUGGUGUUUAAAAGAUACAGGCGACACUUUUCUAUGGGUAGUUGUAAUGUUUAAGUGACAAAUCUAUAUCAUUAUAAAGUUCUUAAUAAAAUUGUGUGCACCAUUCUUGAGUGUAUAUCCAGCAUGCAGAGCUUUUCAGUCGUGCCAAAGAGGCAUUCCAUCCACAAGCAGGCUUUCCAGGUGGCCAUUCUGAAUGUUCUUUGAAGUUCAUUUGCAACCAAACUACAAGCUGCCCUCUUCCAGCUCUGUCUUGUGCAAGGAGAUAAGCAGAAGACUGAUGUCUGAAGAGACAACUUUUCAGGACAGAUUUAGACUCUUGCUUUCCUUCCCUAGUGGGGAUAGCGGAGUAGGAGAACGCUUGACCUGUAAAUCCCUAGCUGGCAGUAGAGGUGCUGGGGUCUGCCAGUUGGGAUGGAUUAAAUAUUUUUUUGGCCAGCUGGUUAUUGAAGCCAGUGUAUGGACUGCUUUGUGGGAAGAAGUCUAGACUAACUAGAGAGUGAUGCUGCACUGGGAAUAACACUGCAGGAGGAACAGGUGAGACAGCUGAGACAGAGAAGUUGCCUCCUUGGGAAGUCCACUGAACCAAGCAGUGCUCCAGGACUGGAGAUUCAGGCUGGACAGCUGGGGUUCACCAAACAAGCCAAUGUGAUUACUGGUUCCCAGCAUUUGGUUUCUGUAGAUUGUUGGCAUCAUAGCCUCUGAUCAGCUAGAUUUCAAAUGAAAAAAAAAGCAUGCCGUACUUCAAAUUGCCUAAUUUUUUUCCACAUCAUUUUACUCUCUGUUCUGUUUGGAAGCUGAGCAGCAGUGUCUCUUCUUUUUUUGCUUCUUCCGGCCCUAGAGAAAUUUUUGCCCUUUUAGCUCUCAUUUCUCUAUUGCUCUUUGAGCAGAGGAGUGCCAAGUGGCAGAGCGUCAGCUCCCCUUUGUCCCACCGAUCUUAGCACAUCCCUUCUCACCUUCCUGAGGCAAUGAUUCAGGGCUGGGCUGAAUGGGAGGGGGAGUAGGUGCUGAGCUGAAGUUCUGAGGUGGGGUUUUUUCCUAUGAUCCCACUCCAUCACCGUGCUUGCUGUGGUUAGGAGUGCAGCCCAUCACUUCUACAGUUUCAGUGCUGCUCCACAGCUAGAGUAAAUAUAUGGUAUGGCCAGCUUAGAAUUGCAUCUUCAGCCUUCCAGUAGCUCGUGUUCACACUCCCAGCUGCCAAAACCGGAUUGGGUUUUACAUGUGGCCUCAGCUUGGCAUGGUAACCCAAGGACUUUCUGCAUUAAGAAAGCAUGUCCCAGAAGGGAGAACUUAAAAGUGGAAAACCCAGUUGCAGGUUGUGGUGGGUUGACCCUGGCUGGCAGGUAAGCCCCUACUCCAUUGAUGCCCCCAGUAGGAUGGGAGAAAGCGUUGGAAAGGCAAAAGCCAGAAAACUCAUGUGUCGAGGUAAAGACAGGUCAUUAAGUAAAGGCAAAAAAAAAAAGAAAAAGAAACCCAAGUGAUGCAAAAGCCAUCACUCACCACCUCCCACCAGCAGGCCAAUGCCCAGCUUGUCUCCGAGCAAUGGCUACUUUGGAAAACUUCACCCUCCUCCCUCCCCCCUUCCAAUUUUAUUGCUAAGCAUGACGUUGUAUGGUAUGGAAUAUUUCUUCAGUCUGUUCAGGUCAGCCAUCCUGGCUGUGUGCCCUCCCACCCUCUAGCCCAGCCCCAGCCUACUCUGCUGGGGCAGCAGAGUGAGAAACAGAGAAGGCCUUGAC